AUGAAUGUCGUCAACGGCAGCAUCCCCAACACUGGCGGCAGCAAUAGCUACAUUGAACCCUGCGAUGUCACAGUGUCUGAAACUCUCCGGAAGAUGGAGGUCCUCACCGCCUUCUGCACCAUGCUGCUCUUUUACCAGGUUCUCUUCGGCACUUACAGACGCCGGUACGCCUCCGAAAGCCUGGUGCACCGACUCCUCUGGCUUUCUUCCACCAUGUCCUACGGCGUCGUCGCCUUCACUCUCGGACUCAUGAACACAAGCAGAAGCUACCACGACCUUCUCGGUUUCUGGGCAGCUUACUUGCUGGUCUUGAUCGGCGGCGCCGACACUGUCUCCGCCUUUGAACUUGAUGACAUCGAGAAAAGGAAGGCCAAUUUCCUGUACUUCUGUGCUAAAUCUCUCCUUGCAGCUCAGAUAAUCGUCAACUAUCCUCUUUCCGGCAAGCUCCAAAUGGGUCCCUGGGUUCUUUGUGUUCUUGCAUUCACCAGAAUAAGAGAACUGGGGGCUGCCCAUCUCAACGUCAGUAGAUCGUUCGGGUUGGGCAAGCAAUCGAAGUUGGUGGCCGAUUACAUGAGGAACAUCGAGCCCCAUUUGAGCGCAGACGCAGAGGCCGAGCCUACCUCCAUGACAGGGUACAAGUACAUCUUCUACGGCGAGAAACACGCCGCCGGCGCCCGAAUAGGUCAGCCUCCUCCCCUCUACUUGAUCACCAUCGAUCAAGUUUGGCAGGCUCUGCACGGCAUCGGCGACCGGAUCCGUGACACCUGCUUGUCCUUCGCCCUGUUCAAGAUGAUCAAGAGAAGUCUCGCCGGGUUCGACAUGGCCGAGAAGGACGAGUCCAAGACCUGGAGGCUGGUUCGCGACGGCCUCCUUUCCAAGGAAGACGGCGAGAGAGCCUUCCGCGUCGUGGAGGUCGAGCUCGAGUUCUUGUUCGAAUACUUCUACACCAAAUACUCGCUCCUUCACUCCAGGGAGUUCAUCUGCAUAAGGAUUCCGGUCUCCCUCUCCGUCAUAGUUUCGUGUCUGCUGUGCAUCAACUGGCUGGGAAACCACGAGCCAACAGCCGACCACUGUGCAUCCUAUCCGUACGGGGAGAACGGCAUCAAUGUAGACGUAGUGGAGACGAGGGUGAUCCUCGGGGUGCUUGCCUUCUUGGAGGUGAUUCAACUCAUCAAUUUGGCGACCACCAACUGGUUCAAGAUGUUGCUGGUUUCAAUCUAUGUGAAACAAGACUCGAUUCUACAAAGCAGCAGCGACAGCCACAUUGCUGUGAGGAUCAGGAUGUUCAUACAGAUGAUGUGCUUGAGAUUGAUCAAGAUCGUCGAGGCGGUGAAUCACUCGUUUAGGGUUCUCUCUCUCUGGCGACCAUGGACGAGGACUCUUCGCCAGUACUCCCUGCUCGAGUCCCACAGAUAUGGUCGUCACAGGAGCAUAGGGGGCCGUCUUCUUGGUUUACUGCUGCGCGGCCUGAUAGACAAGCCUAGGCAGGGCCUGGAGCCAGCGAAGUUCGUGCCGCUGUGUCCAGAGAUUAAGCGGGCGGUGGUCGGCCGCCUGAGGGGCAGCUGGCCGCACCUGAGGAGGGGCGAGUUUUCGCUGCUGCAGAACAGCGACCGCCACGAGCUUUCGUGGGCAUGCGUUAAUCUGGAGACCUGCAUCCACACGAUCCUAGUCUGGCACGUCGCCACCACUUUGUGCGAGCCUCCGCCGCCGGUGCGGCCCUGGUGGAGGGCCGUGUGUCCGGGCGAGCAGCGACUGCUGAAGCGGAAGGCCUACGCCGAAGGAGCCUUCUAUGGUACCCACCAACUCGUCGCCACGCAGUUGUCCAAAUACUGCGCCUACCUCGUCGCCUUCGCGCCGGAACUAUUGCCGGGGAAUCCGUAUCUCACCGGAACAAUCUUCGACGAUGCGGUCAAGGAUGCAGGCGUUCGUUUGGGGAAGUUCAGGACGCUGCGGCAGAGGCACGAGAGAGCGAGAGCGCUCGCCGGAGAAUGCAGGGAGGAAGAGGCGGCGGCUUCUGGAUCCGUCAUCUGCUUGGGUUCCAUUUUGGCGAAUCAACUGGAGAUGAUGGAAGAGGGAAGGAAGUGGAAGAUAUUGGCGGAUUUUUGGACGGAGUUGAUCUUGCUCGUUGCGCCGUCCGGCCAAUCUUGGGCUCAUGUUAAGUACUUGACAAGUGGAGGGGAAUUCAUAACGCACCUGUGGGCCUUGCUUUACCACUCCGGCAUAUCCAACGACAGCUCAAAUUGUUUAAGCGAAUACUGA
Molecule: messenger RNA, 2259 nt
Organism: Nymphaea colorata (pocket water lily)
Lineage: Eukaryota; Viridiplantae; Streptophyta; Magnoliopsida; Nymphaeales; Nymphaeaceae
Exons: 1
Coding region: 1-2259 (752 amino acids)
Source: RefSeq, a predicted model, not a curated record